This is a messenger RNA of Cotesia glomerata, 992 nucleotides long. Its product is annotated as NEDD8-activating enzyme E1 catalytic subunit-like. Gene Ontology annotation, molecular function: NEDD8 activating enzyme activity. Gene Ontology annotation, biological process: protein neddylation. The transcript is spliced from 2 exons. Gene Ontology annotation, cellular component: cytoplasm; nucleus. The record is from RefSeq and is a predicted model, not a curated record. Bases 249 to 731 code for a protein of 160 amino acids. NCBI's taxonomy places the organism in Eukaryota, Metazoa, Arthropoda, Insecta, Hymenoptera, Braconidae.
AAAUAAAAACACUUGCCGAUAAUAAAAAAUCCUUUUUCACCUAACGCGACUGAACACAAUUCCAUCUUUUCCGCCAUGAAUCCUAACCUCUAAAAAGACUUUUGUUUCUUGCAUGAGAGCGCGCAAAUCAGCACUAACCAGUUUGACAAGAAAUUUUCCACCAAAGUUUCAUAAUAUUUUUAUAAAUCUAGUCUGAUACAAUAGUAACUUUAAAUAAUCCAAGUAAGUAGAUAAACCAAAUAAUAAAAAUGAAUCCAGACCACACUCACCGCCGCUGGAGUCAUUUGCGAAAAAUCCUCGAGAGAUCUGGGCCCUUUUGCCGGCCCGAUUUCGAGCCGUCGCCCGACACACUGGAAUUCCUCAUGGAGAAUUGCAAGGUCCUGGUAAUCGGUGCUGGUGGAUUGGGCUGUGAACUCUUGAAGAACUUAGCUCUGAUGGGAUUCAGGAAGAUAGACGUCAUCGACAUGGACACCAUCGAGCUCUCGAACCUCAACAGACAAUUUUUGUUCCGCCACAAAGACCUGGGUUCCUCAAAAGCCGAAGUAGCUGCCAAGUUUAUCAACGAGCGAGUUCCAGGGUGCUCUGUGACUCCUCACUGCUGCAAGAUCCAAGACAAAGACGAGUCUUUCUACCGGCAGUUUCACAUUGUUGUCUGCGGGCUGGACUCAAUCGUGGGCCCGGAGGUGGAUCAACGGAAUGAUCAUAUCGCUCUUGAACUACGAAGACAAUGAACUGGAUCAUUCUUCAGUGAUUCCUCUGGUCGAUGGUGGUACAGAAGGGUUCAAAGGCAAUGCUAGGGUUAUUUUACCAGGUCUCAGUGCUUGUAUUGAGUGUACUCUUGAUUUAUAUCCACCUCAAGUAAGUGUUAGUUUUAUUUCUUCUUUUACACUAAUAGAAAAAUUUAUUUUAUUUAUUUAUUUAUUUAUUUAUUUAUAUACACCAUACGCCUAUCGGCAUUAUACAACAAAGUUUAUAAGGUGAAUAAGAGAAAA